Messenger RNA from Lactuca saligna, 342 nucleotides. The record is from the annotation of a GenBank genome assembly. Lineage: Eukaryota; Viridiplantae; Streptophyta; Magnoliopsida; Asterales; Asteraceae.
AUGACUCAACGGCAAAAGAAUUCAUGGUGGGCGAUCCAUUCGGUUGGGGUGUGCCACACACAUAAAUUCUAUGAUAAGUGGUCAAAUCACCAUACCUUCAAACCUCAUGAAGUGCUCGUAUUUAAUUUCACCGGCAAACUUUCUAACAAUGACGUUGCAGAAGUGACGAGGAAGGCGUAUCUCAAAUGUGAUUCUGAAAACCUAAUCUCACAACAGACCACCAAUCUCGCUAGAUUUAACCUUAAGAACAUGAGCAUGAACAACCACUAUUACAUAUGCACCGUACACAAAAAUUGCAAGUUAGGACAUAAAUUAUCGAUUACGGUUUCCUUCAUUCGUUAA